Diaporthe amygdali is the source of this 1173-nucleotide messenger RNA. RefSeq lists its product as uncharacterized. The transcript is spliced from 2 exons. Lineage: Eukaryota; Fungi; Ascomycota; Sordariomycetes; Diaporthales; Diaporthaceae. The coding region runs from base 1 to 1173 and encodes 390 amino acids. The record is from RefSeq and is a predicted model, not a curated record.
AUGGCAAGAAUAGUCAAGCCCCCGCGGAGCUGCGAACGGCUACACCACGUGCGCGCCCGCCUACGCAAAGCAUCAUGCAUGACCGAUGACGCCCACGACGACCUCUCACACAGUGACGAAGACAGUGGCGAUGAUAAUAACGACAGCAAUAAGCCAAGACCCGCACACCCGGUCAUGCGAGCUCCAAGCCAGCAGUCAGCACCCGCAUCAGAUGCUCAGGACGCACCCUCGUCGUCAGGCACGCCAGAGCUGGCCCCACGAGCAGUACACAUCAAAGACGCCGACCCCCAGACCCAAUCCGCCUUCUUCGCCCGCCUGCCCCCAGAGGUCCGGCGGAUGAUCUACACCCACGUCUGGCGGCUGUCGAACCCCACCCUGGCCCUGCACAUCCACGCCGCCUGCGACGGGGCCCGGCUGACGCACACGCCGUGCUGCACCUCGUGCUCGCUGUCAUCGUGCUCGCCAUCCGUGCAGCAGCAGCAGCGCGCAGCAGCGGCGGAGGAGGAGGCAGAGGAGGACGACCCGAUGAGGACGGACCCGUGGCCCGGGUGGCGGGGGCGGAACCAGCCGCCGCGGUGGUUCUGGCACGCCUGGGGGCUGCGCAUGCGCUGGGGGUCGCCGCACUGGAAGUGCCAGGCGGAGGCGAUGCUGUCGUGGAGGGCCAAGGCGGACGGGACGUGUGCGGACGAGCGGGGGCUGAGGGGCAAUGGCUAUCUGCCCGUGUUCUUGACGAGUCGGAGGGUGUACGCCGAGGCGAUAGAGUCGUUCCUCGAGUCGACAACCCUGAUCUUCACGGCGUCCGAGGACGCCUACCGCUUCUUCGUGCAGCAGCCGCACCCGUACCACGCCAAGGUGCGCAGCGUGCACCUGGCCUUCACGCACUUCAAGGACCACCUGUUCCUGCAGCGCAUCGAGCCCAGGCACCCGCGCCUGCCGGAUAGCCAGCUCAGCGUGCCCGUGUCGUGGGGCGUGUGGACGCCGCUGAUGCGCUGCGUCCGCGGGGGGCUGCCCGAGCUGCGCCGCCUGACGGUGCACCUGAGCGCGGCGGCCGCGCCGACCUCGCGGGAGGAGGUGUUCCUGGACGUGCUGAGGGAGUGGGCGGAUGAGGGUUAUGGCAUGGUUGAGGAAAAGGGCGGUGGCCUGGUGUAUACUGAGACGGGGAGGCUGCACUGA